ACCCCAAUAUAUUCCUAUUAUAAAUACCCCAUUACAUGGUGUUGGGCGUCGUUCUCAUGAGAAAGAGUUUAUUAAUUGACAAGAUUAGCCUUCAAAUUAUCUAUUGACAUUUUCAUUUCAGGUCAUUAUCAUAAUUAUUAUAUUCUGUGUUUGAUCUCGUAUAAUUAUGUCCUCUAUUCUCUCAACGUACAGGGUAAAUAUGAUAAUUGUUAUUAUUGUUAUAUUGAGAUGAGUAGCUCUAGUUCUAGUGACUCUGAACAAUCACCUAGUGAAUUCGAGGUUUCAUUAUUACGUUUACCUAUUGAUUUAAAAGUAAAAUCUCUGGAUAAAUCAGAAUUAUUAGAGCUAGGCAAACAGUUAGGUAUUCACAUCCCUCAAUCUGUUAAUAUUGAAUACUUGAGAUUCGCUGUUGACUUGGCAAAAAAAGUUUGUAUUUAUGUGGACCACGAUUCAGGAGCUAGAGAUGCUCUAAGUCGAUUACUUAAGUUAGGGUCCCUGUCUCAACGCGAUCGUAUUAUCUUCCCUAUGUUAGCCGAUUACGAGCGAAUAGUAGGCAAGCUAGGCAGAAAUCAAGAACACAUCUACGACACAGUAGCUCCCGAUAACUUAGCAAAUAUCCUAAUUCCAGAAAAUAAUAUGGCAGGGAAUGAUAAAAGACCCUUUGCGAAACCCGAAAGCUAUGGGGGUACAAAGAGUGAAGACUUCAACGAGUGGUUGAAAACCUUCAAUAGGGCAGCAAAAAUAAAUAAGUGGGAUGAGGAUGAUAAAAUCUUGUAUUUACCCCUCUACCUCAAGAAAACAGCAUUGGCAAUUUUCGACAUAUUUUCGGAUAAAAAUGAAAACGCGACAUUUCUUGAUGCAGUAGGCCACUUAAAAAGUAAACUUGUAGACCCUGUUCAUGAAGAGACAACCAGACAAAAACUCGAAAACAGAAACAAAUUACCAACAGAAACAUACACAGAAUACACAGCAGAUAUAAUAAAACUUUGUCACAUUCUUGAGCCUCAAAUGUCAGAGAAAAGAAUAGUAGGAUAUGUUUUGAGAGGCUUAGACGUAGGAGCAUUGCAACAUGUUGCUUUCAUGGACAAUGCAUCAGUUGAAGAUUUAGAGAAAAAUCUCGCCAAAUAUGAAAGAUCUCGCUUCCUUCUAGACAAAAAGUUAGGAAUGCAUAAUGCUUCAAUCCUGUCAGAUGACGAAGAAGACGAUUGCCAGUUCAAGCAGAAAGGCCUCUGCUUGAUUCCGAGGAAAAAGAUGUCGAACUCCGCCACCCAAGCCACUUGUCUCCACCUUCUAACAUCAGAAGCAGACGUAUCGGAGCUACGAGAAGUCUGCAAAUUUGAUUGUAAAGCAACUGACAAUCAAACCCUAAUCACUCGCCUACGAGAAGACACCUUCCUAUUCCACAACACCGGCAAAAAGACGACAAUUCGCUGUAAAAACUCAACAACUGAGGUCCCAAGCAACAGUCCAGGAACCCUAUCACUCCACAUCCCUUGCAACUGCGAACUUCAAGACGACAACGGCGACGUACUGAUAAGCACUCUUUAUCCUUGCGACUCCCGUUCCCAUCCUUCUCCAGCUAUUAAUAACUUAAUUCCUCACAUGUGGACAAAUUUAUCUAAAUUGAGCAUCCCAAUUUUUAAACAUGAGACUCUGCCUCAGUACUUAAACCUUUCGGAAAUUUUAAAUGAAAAUUGGCACUUGAAUUUUUCAAAAUUUGAAGAGCACAACUCAUUCUCAGAAGACAUUUUCCAUCAUGUUGAAAUGCCAAAUAACUUUGAUUUGUUAGGGGUGAACAAUAAACUGAUCAUUUAUAUUAUUAUUGUCUGGCAAACACUGAUAACUGUUAUAUUCUUGUAUUUAUGUCUUCAAAAUUAUAUUAAGAAGAAAGCAAAUCAACUGAGAGUCCCGAAACGUACUCCAAUUGUGGACUACCCACAGGAGCUUUAAGAAUAUAUUGUGUUUUAGUAAAGUAGUAUGUAAUGAAAUCAUUAAAAUAAUGGGUUAGGAUAUAGGAAACUAUGCAAAUAAUAAUUACUUAUUCACUAUUAUUGUAUCCAUUUACUCUUUUAUGCUAUCGAUUCAAAUAUUUUCCCAGAUUAGAAGAUAAACUAUUUCAAUUAUUAUUAUUAUUCUUAUUUUCAAGGUCCACAAUAUUAUUUUGCUUACUCGAAUACU
This is a messenger RNA of Nilaparvata lugens (brown planthopper), 2178 nucleotides long. RefSeq lists its product as uncharacterized. The coding region runs from base 229 to 1950 and encodes 573 amino acids. The record is from RefSeq and is a predicted model, not a curated record. The transcript is spliced from 2 exons. NCBI's taxonomy places the organism in Eukaryota, Metazoa, Arthropoda, Insecta, Hemiptera, Delphacidae.